Oncorhynchus kisutch (coho salmon) is the source of this 6908-nucleotide messenger RNA. RefSeq names its product WD repeat-containing protein 26-like. Lineage: Eukaryota; Metazoa; Chordata; Actinopteri; Salmoniformes; Salmonidae. Gene Ontology annotation, molecular function: protein binding. The transcript is spliced from 14 exons. Gene Ontology annotation, cellular component: GID complex. The coding region runs from base 406 to 2220 and encodes 604 amino acids. The record is from RefSeq and is a predicted model, not a curated record. Gene Ontology annotation, biological process: proteasome-mediated ubiquitin-dependent protein catabolic process.
CAAGGGAGUGUCGGAAUUUCCGGUGACGUCACCGCGUCUCAAUAUCCAUAAUGGGUCUGCAGCUGUCUGGAGAGCAACAAUAACAAGAGAAGCUCAGCGAUAAAACUAGUUAUUGUCUCGUCUCUGACACCUUUGCUAGCCCCAACUUUACAUCAUUCUGUCACCAACACCCUCGGUGAAUUAACUCUGGCCUCCGCUUCCUCCGACUCGGAAACCGGCGGAGCGUCGCCGCCACCGCGAAAGAAAUACCGAGCUUCGGUGGCGGAGGGAGCAGGGGGGCUUGGGGCUGCAAUUGGGUCAGCGGCCCUGUCUACAGUUGUGGGGAUUUGAACUUUUCCCAAUUCACCCGUUGCUCCUAUCAUUCGAUUCAAUCCGAACAGUAUAGCCCACAUCAACAUUAAUAACAUGCAGGCCAACGGGGCAGGGCAGGGUCAAGAUUCGGAGCUGUCCUGCCUAAACAACAGUGAGCGAAACGGAGAGUCGUCCUCCGCCGGGGAAGCUCACACUAACGUUAAUGGACUAUCCACAACAAACAAUGGGAACUCUGUCAGUAACAACGACGGUAUCCCAGCCCCAGCAGCAUCCAACAACACCGUGUCUUCGGAUGCAAACUCCGUGAAAAAGAAGAAACGUCUUUCUCAGUCAGAGGAAGAUGUCAUUAGACUUAUAGGGCAACAUUUACACGAUUUAGGACUUAAUCAGACAGUGGACCUGUUGAUGCAGGAGUCUGGCUGCAGACUGGAGCAUCCCUCUGCCACGAAGUUCCGCAACCAUGUGGUGGAAGGAGAGUGGGACAAGGCUGAAAGUGACCUGAAUGAGCUAAAAGCAUUGAUGCAUUCUCCAAGUGCUAUUGUGCGGAUGAAGUUCCUGCUCCUGCAGCAGAAGUACCUGGAGUGUCUGGAGGAUGCCAAGGUCCUGGAGGCGCUGCAGGUCCUGAGAGCUGAGCUCACUCCCCUCAAAUACAACACAGAGCGCAUCCACAUCCUGAGCGGGUACCUGAUGUGCAGCCAUGCAGAGGACCUGAGAGCAAAGGCAGAGUGGGAGGGCAAAGGCACUGCCUCCCGCACUAAACUCCUGGACAAGUUACAGACGUACCUGCCUCCCUCUGUGAUGCUGCCUCCGCGCCGGCUGCAGACCCUGCUGAGGCAGGCUGUGGAGCUGCAGAGAGAGCGUUGCCUCUACCACAACACCAAACUGGACAGUGGCCUGGACUCUGUGUCCCUCCUCCUGGACCACGCCUGCAGCCGGAAACAGUUCCCUUGCUACACCCAGCAGAUCCUCACCGAACACUGCAAUGAAGUGUGGUUCUGCAAGUUCUCCAAUGACGGCACCAAACUGGCCACGGGAUCCAAAGACACCACAGUCAUCGUGUGGCAUGUCAACACAGAGAGUCACCAGUUGAAGCUGAUGAAGACUCUAGAGGGCCACGCCUACGGUGUCUCAUACCUGGCCUGGAGCCCUGAUGACACUUACUUGAUUGCCUGUGGCCCCGAUGACUGCUCAGAGCUGUGGCUGUGGAACGUACAGACGGGUGAGUUGCGGACAAAAAUGAGCCAAUCACACGAGGACAGUCUGACCAGUGUGGCUUGGAAUCCAGACGGCAAACGCUUUGUCACUGGAGGCCAGAGGGGCCAAUUCUACCAGUGUGAUCUGGAUGGUAACCUGCUGGACUCGUGGGAAGGAGUAAGGGUUCAAUGCCUGUGGUGCCUGGGUGACGCUCGGACCGUCCUAGCAUCAGACACACACCAGCGUAUCCGUGGUUACAACUUUGAGGACCUUACGGACAGAAACAUAGUCCAGGAGGACCAUCCAAUCAUGUCUUUCACAGUUUCAAAGAACGGGAGGUUAGCUCUGCUGAAUGUGGCUACUCAGGGUGUGCACCUGUGGGACCUACAUGACCGGGUGCUGGUGAGGAAGUAUCAGGGUGUGACACAGGGCUUCUACACCAUCCACUCCUGUUUUGGAGGACACAACGAAGACUUCAUCGCCAGUGGGAGUGAGGAUCACAAAGUGUACAUCUGGCACAGGCGCAGUGAGCUGCCCAUCGCAGAGUUGACAGGUCAUUCACGUACAGUGAACUGUGUGAGCUGGAAUCCUGUAGUGCCCGGUCUCCUGGCCAGCGCCUCAGACGACGGCACUGUCCGAAUCUGGGGGCCCGCCCCUUUCCUUGAUGUCCAGGACGCUGAGGGGCUAAACGAAUGUUGUAGCAUGGACAGCUGAUGGUGACCCUGGAGCAGAAGACACUACUUCUCGAAUCCAGGAGAAAAACACUAAACUCUAACGAAUGAAGCAGAGAAACUAUUGCGUUUUGACAGCUGCUUUCUGAAGGUUUUGCUCUGGGGCUGUGCUCCAGUGGCAGGUGAUAACGUCACACACACGGAGAUGUCAGACAAAUCACUUAAAUUAACUGAUUACCAAGCAGGCACCUUGACUGACCUCCCACCUCUUCUUACCUGUGUGGCUCACAGUGUCUGAUAUGUCUGUUGCACCUCCUGUGUUCAGCCAGGCUCCAUCCUCUUUCGUCUUGGAGCUAACCCCAGGUCUGCCACCUUUCACCUGCCUCGUCGAGAGUUUAUUAUUUAUUAUUGAUAGUAUUAUUUAUUGUCAUGAUUAGUACGUUGAUAUAUAGAGAGAGGGCUGUAGUGGUGGAGAGUGGUAUGGGUAUAUACAGUGCCGUGAAAAAGUAUUUGCCCCUUUUUAAUUCUCUACUUUUGCAUAUUUUUGAUACUAAAUGUUAUCAGAUCUUCAACCAAAACCGAAUAUUAGAUAAAGGGAACCUGAGUGAACAAAUAACACAACAAUGACAUACUUAUUUCAUAAACAAAGUUAUGCAACACCCAAUUCCCCUGUGUGAAAAAGUAAUUGCACCCUUACACUCAGUAACUGGUUGUGCCAUCUUUAGCUACAAUGACUCGAACCAAACGCUUCCUGUAGUUGUUGAUCAGUCUGUGGAGGAAUUUUGGCCCACUCUUCCAUGCAGAACUGCUUUAACUCAGCGACAUUGUAGGUUUUCCAGCAUGAACUGCAUGUUUCAAGUCCUGCCACAACAUCUCAAUUGGGAUUAGGUCUGGACUUUGACUAGGCCAUUCCAAAACAUCAAAUUUGUUGCUUUUUAGCCAUUUUCAGGUAGACUUGAUUGUGUGUUUUGGAUCAUGUCUCGCUGCAUGACCCAGCUGCACUUCAGCUUCAGCUCACGGACGGAUAGCCUGACAUUCUCCUGUAGAAUUCUCUGAUACAGAGCAGAAUUCAUGGUUUGUUCUAUUAAGGCAAGUCACCCAGGUCCUGAGGCAGCAAAGCAUCCUCAAACUAUCACACUACCACCAUCAUACUUUUUAUUUUGGAAUGCAGUGUUUGGUUUUUGCCAGGCGUAAUGGUACACAUGUCAUUAUAAAAGUUAUACUUUUGAAUCAUCUGUCCAUAGAACAUUCUUCCAAGAGUCUUAAUGGAAGUAGUGGGAUGUUUUGGGGAUGCUUUGCUGCCUUAGGAGCUGGACGGCUUGCCUUAAUAGAAGGAACCAUGAAUUCUGCUCUGUAUCAGAGAAUUCUACAGGAGAAUAUCAGGCCAUCAGUCUGUGAGCUGAGGGGUGGUGACCUGUCAACUCUGCGAUGGGCUGGGUCAUGCAGCAAGACAAUGAUCCAAAACACCCAAUCAAGUCUACAUGAAAAUGGUUAAAAAGUAACAAAUGUUGUGUUUUGGAAUGGAUUAGUCAAAGUCCAGACCUAAUCCCAAUUGAGAUGUUGUGGCAGGACUUGACAAAAGCAGUUCAUGCUUGAAAAUCCCAAAAUAUUGCUAAAGCAUAUCGUUAAAGCAUUUCUGCAUGCAAGAGUGGGUGAAAUGUCCUCCACAGCGAUGUGAGACACUGAUCAACAACUAGAGGAAGCAUUUGGUUGCAGUCAUUGCAGCUAAAGUUGGCACAACCAGUUAUGGAGUGUAAGGGGGUAAUUAGUUUUUCACACAGGGUAAUUGGGUGUUGCAUAACUUUGUUAAUACAUUUUUUUUAUAAAUUCGGGUUCCCUUUAUCUAAUACUGGGUUUUGAUUGAAGAUCUGAUAACAUUCAGUAUCAAAAAUAUGCCAAAAUCAGGAAGGGGGCAAAUACUUUUCACGGCACUGUAUGUCUAUGUUGUUCUUUCAACAGGAAAGUAAUUUUUAUUGGUUUAUUUAUUGCCUCUAAUAAACCUCUCAACGUAUAUGAGAUUGGGGUUUUUACACGCUGAAAAUAAUGACAUAUUUUAUUUCACCUCAAACUUUUAGCUAUUUUUAAAUGACAGGACUUACAGGCAUUUUAACUGAAUCGGAUGGAUAUAAAAUCCACAAAUCUAAGUGAAUCUUGGAGAUGCUUGUAUGGUUAUGAUGAUUACGUUUGUUUAGUGUUUUUUAACACAGUUAAAUACCCUUUUAACUUGGAUGUAGCUUUGUUUCCCCAAAGGAUGGGAUGGUGAGAUUGAUGUGCAUGUUGCUUAGGCCUCACUGCUGCCAGAAGAAACAAUUUUGACCACCUGUGGUUCAGCUAAAUAGCAUUUGAUUAUAUGGUGGCUAUGCUCUUACUCUUCAGAGUCCAUGCUAGACCUAGUGAAGCACGUGCUGAGGCUAACUUUCUAAUGGGAAUGUUUAGGAGGUUAUAAACUGAGCAAAAAAAGAAACGUCUCACUGUUAACUGUGUUUAUUUUCAGCAAACUUAACAUGUGUAAAUAUAUGUAUGAACAUAACAAGAUUCAACAACUGAGACAUAAACUGAACAAGUUCCACAGACAUGUGACUAACAGAAAUUGAAUAAUGUGUCCCUGAUCAAAGGGGGGGUCAAAAGUAGCAGUCAGUAUCUGGUGUGGCUACCAGCUGCAUUAAGUACUACAGUCCAUCUCCUCAUGGACUGCACCAGAUUUGCCAGUUCUUGCUGUGAGAUGGUACCCCACUCUUCCACCAAGGCACCUGCAAGUUCCCGGACAUUUCUGGGGAGAAUGGCCCUCACCCUCCGAUCCAACAGGUCCCAGACGUGCUCAAUGAGAUUGAGAUCCGGCCUCUUCACUGGCCAUGGCAAACACUGACAUUCCUGUCUUGCAGGAAAUCACGUAAAAAACGAGCAGUAUGGCAUUGACAUGCUGAAGGGUCAUGUCAGGAUGAGCCUGCAGGAAGGGUACCACAUGAGGGAAGAGGAUGUCUUCCCUGUAACCCACAGCGUUGAUUGCCUGCAAUGACAACAAGCUCAGUCCGAUGAUGCUGUGACACACCGCCCCAGACCAUGACGGACCCUCCACCUCCAAAUCGAUCCCACUCCAGAGUACAGGCCUCAGUGUAACGCUCAUUCCUUCGACGAUAAACGCGAGUCCGACCAUCACACCUGGUGAGACAAAACAGCGACUCGUCAGUGUAGAGCACGUUUUGCCAGUCCAGUGACGGUGGGUUUGUGCCCACAGGCGACGUUGUUGCCGGUGAUGUCUGGUGAGGACCUGCCUUACAACAGGCCUACAAGCCCUCAGUCCAGCCUCUCAGCCUAUUGCGGACAGUCUGAGCACUGAUAGAGGGAUUGUGCAUUUCUGGUGUAACUCGGGCAGUUGUUGUUGCCAUCCUGUUCCAGUCCCGCAGGUGUGAUGUUCGGAUGUACCGACCCUGUGCAGGUGUUGUUACACGUGGUCUGCCACUGCGAGGACGAUCUACUGUCCGACCUGCCUCCCUGUAGUGCUGACUUAGGCGUCUCACUGUACGGACAUUGCAAUUCAUUGCCCUGCCCACGUCUGCAGUCCUCAUGCCUCCUUGCAGCAUGCCUAAGGCACGUUCACGCAGAUAAGCUUGGGCAUCUUUCUUUUGGUGUUUUUCAGAGUCAGUGGAAAGGCCUCUUUAGUGUCCUAAGUUUUCAUAACUGUGACCUUAAUUGCCUACUGUCUUUAAGCUGUUAGUGUCUUAAUGACCGUUCCACAGGUGCAUGUUCAUUAAUUGUUUAUGGUUCAUUGAACAAGCAUGGGAAACAGUGUUUAAACCCUUUACAAUGAAGAUGUGUGAAGUUAUUUUGAUUUUUACGAAUUAUCUUUGAAAGACCGGGUCCUGAAAAAGGGACGUUUCUUUUUUUGCUGAGUUUAGUUGUGGAGUGGUUAGGUGGUGAAGGAAUUGCUUAAACUUGCUGUUUGAACUGGGUUGUAUCACCCUUAACAUCAACGGGGUUAACUGGGUUUUCCUUGACAUUGAUCUCAUUUAUGUGUCCUCCAUUUCCCUCGUCUCACUUGUUCCCUCACCUUUAUUUUUUCUCUAGCUGUGGUGAAAUUAGCAUUUAUUUGCUGCUUUGUUUUUCCUUUUCCUGAUUUAUGUAUUCAAUACAGGCUGACAUAAAAUGUCUUUGAAAAAACUUGCUUAUCUGUUUAUGGCUUUAGUUUUUUUCUAAUUUCCCCUGUACUAUCAUUGGCCUCUUCAACCAUGUAUUUUUCCACAAUUUAACAUGUAUUCAUUUGUACAUGUACAAAUUGUUCCUGUUGGACAGUCAAGCAAAAUAAGCUUUUCUGAUGUGCUAUAUAUCUGUAUGUUAAUGGGAUGUAUAAUGAGAGUAAGAACAGCGUAUAGGCUAAGCAUUUUUCUGUGACACAGAUCUCCCCUGCAUCAGGCGAGCGCCUGCCCACAGGUCAUUACAGCCACCACCAGCUUGUUCUAUUACAGAAGACCGAUAGAUAUAAAAAUAUGUAUACACACACCACACACCUCAGUACAGAUCAAACAAUCACAUGUGUUCUAGGUUCAGUUUAUGCAAGUUGUUCUUGAGACGUACCUUAUUUCCUUCUCCUUGCUGUAAACGCUUGGCGAGGUGAGAAGCCAUUAUUAAGUUUGUUAGCAGCUAGGUUCGGAAGAAUCCGUUUUGCAUUUAAGUGAUUGUACUGUUAUGUAACGUUAUGUAUGCAUAUUUUCAAUAAAGCAUUCAGGGUUUUAA